Molecule: messenger RNA, 675 nt
Organism: Penicillium nucicola
Lineage: Eukaryota; Fungi; Ascomycota; Eurotiomycetes; Eurotiales; Aspergillaceae
Gene: maiA
Product: maleylacetoacetate isomerase MaiA
Exons: 1
Coding region: 1-675 (224 amino acids)
Biological process (GO): L-phenylalanine catabolic process; glutathione metabolic process
Cellular component (GO): mitochondrion; cytoplasm
Molecular function (GO): maleylacetoacetate isomerase activity; glutathione transferase activity
Source: RefSeq, a predicted model, not a curated record
AUGCCUGAAAAAGUGACUCUACACACCUACUUCCGCAGCUCCUGCUCCGCCCGCAUCCGAAUAGCCCUCCAUCUAAAAGGCAUUCCAUACGAAGCAGUCUACGUGAACCUCUUGAAGAACGAACAAAACAGCCAAGCCCACCUAGCCAUCAACCCAUCAGGCACAGUGCCCGCGCUAGUGAUUGAACAAGAAACCAAACCCCCAAUCAUAAUCACCCAGUCCCUAGCUGCCUUGGAGUUUCUCGAUGAAGCCUUCCCCGAAAAAGGCCCAGCACUCCUCCCUGCUGACCCCGAAACCCGGGCUACAGUGCGCACCCUGGCGAAUAUCAUUGCGUGCGAUGUGCAGCCCGUGACGAAUCUCCGGAUUCUGAAGCGUGUUGCGCCGCUUGGGGCGGAUCGAGCGGAGUGGUCGCGGGAUUUGAUUGUUGAUGGGUUGAGGGCUUAUGAGGCUGUUGUUGCUGGCUCGGCCGGGCGGUUUAGUGUUGGGGAUCAGAUUACUAUUGCUGAUUUGUGCUUGGUUCCCGCUGCUUGGGGGGCCGAGAGGGUUGGUGUUGAUUUGGGGCAGUUUCCGGUUACCUGUCGCAUUGUAGGGAAUUUGGAGGAGGUUCGGGCUGUUCAGUUGGGGCACUGGAGGGCCCAGGAUGAUACGCCUGAAGAACUUAAGGUUAAGGAGUAG